Messenger RNA from Ostrinia nubilalis (European corn borer), 1119 nucleotides. RefSeq lists its product as uncharacterized. The coding region runs from base 1 to 1110 and encodes 369 amino acids. The record is from RefSeq and is a predicted model, not a curated record. The transcript is spliced from 5 exons. Lineage: Eukaryota; Metazoa; Arthropoda; Insecta; Lepidoptera; Crambidae.
AUGCCGCCGUCGACGCCGGCCAGCGGCGCGCGGCGCGACUGGGAGCCCGGCGUGCGCGUGCGCCGCAAGCUGGCCGGCGGCGGCGGGGACGCCACGCGCGCCAAGCCGCAGCCCUCUGUCCAGGACUCCGGCUUCAGCACGGAGACGUCCUGCGGGAAAGACGCGCACUCCUCGUCAGCAUCAGCGUCAGCCUCGGCCACGCGCUCGCGGCCGCUGGAGGACGAGUUGUGGGCGCUGCUCGACGUCAUCCAGCGCAAAGGCGUCCGUCUGCGAGACGAGGCCGAGCUUCUCCGAGGCGAGCUCGACGAGCGACAUUCCGCAGACACCGCGGAGGAAUCCUUCGCAAGAGCCCUGUCAGCCGCCGGCGGUUGCAGCGAGUGCGGCGACUUCCAACGUUUGCGCUGCGAGCGCGACGCGCUCCUCGCGCGAGCGGCCCAGCUCGAGGCCGAGGCGGCCCGAAGCCCCGCGUCGGCCCCGCGGACUCCCCUCGGCCGCCUGGACUCGGCGCUGGACACGCCCGCGCGGCCGCCACGCGUCGCCACGCCCGACUCCAAGAAGUUCGCGGCGAUUCUCCUCGAGAGCAAUCCCGUCGAACUGCAACGCCAGUUGCUGACGUCCACCGUUCAGAAUCAGGUGUUAGUUGACCGAUUGAAACGAGCGGCUGCGCAUCGGACGGUACUGCUAGAGAGGCUUGAGCGCGCGCGGGAUCUCAACGAAGACCUUAAAUUUAGGCUAGAGGAAAAGAGCAUAGAGCUGGAAGGAGCGCGCGCGCUCGUCCGCAAACUCGAGCGCGGACGUCGCAGCCCGAGCCCGCGCCACAGCAGCAUGCGAGACAUGGAGCCGCUGCCGAUACCGCGCGCCGCGUCCGCCGAACGCUUGUGCGAUACGCCGCGCCGACGUCCUUCACGCAUCCCACUCCACACGGCACAUAAAGGCGCAGCCCCCAGACCACCCCGUCCUGCCUCCCAGGGCUCCGUGCGAUCCGCCUCCUCAGCCCGCGGACGAAAGGAACCAAAGUCCGGAGUCCCCGUCCGCAGGUCACCGCCCGACAACAAGGUGCGCGCCCGCUCCUUCUGGAACUCCUGGUUCUUUAAAGAUUCCGGCUCGUGAGCCCCUAAC